This is a messenger RNA of Cyprinus carpio (common carp), 4185 nucleotides long. RefSeq names its product solute carrier family 12 member 9-like. Bases 748 to 3486 code for a protein of 912 amino acids. Gene Ontology annotation, molecular function: potassium:chloride symporter activity. The transcript has 14 exons. Gene Ontology annotation, cellular component: membrane. The record is from RefSeq and is a predicted model, not a curated record. Gene Ontology annotation, biological process: potassium ion import across plasma membrane; cell volume homeostasis; potassium ion homeostasis. NCBI's taxonomy places the organism in Eukaryota, Metazoa, Chordata, Actinopteri, Cypriniformes, Cyprinidae.
CAUUUUUUUUGCUAGUAUGGUACUACUGGGGGAAUUGUCACCAUAGUUUAGUAGUACAAAAGUGCUCCUUUUUUUGUAGUUGAAGUACAUAGUGUUCUUACUGCAACCUAAAAUUAAGAAAUGGGUAUGUGUGUACUUGGUUUGAUAUCAGAUACAAUGUCUGACUGGUCAAAUAUCUAGGUGUUUAACGAAUCCAAGAGUAAACAUCGCGGUUCUCUCAUGUUCAACUCAAAAUUGUCUCUCACUUGUGAUAUUUCACCCGUCCUCUCUGUGAAGUCACAUGGGCGCUUCCUCUGUCCCGUGACUUUUGUUUAAACCGUACAGUCUGAGUCUGUGGUUGAGAGGCGGGCGGUACAGUCCCAGCCGUGCUGCAGUAUGAGAGUACGCGAUCAUAAUCUCUCGGUGGAUCGUUAUAUAAUAGUUUUAUGUUUUCAUAAGGUCUUGCUGUCUGUUGUUCACAGCGCGCUCUUUCCCAUCCGUCAUGUCCCGGGGGUUUGAUCACGAGAUCUGAGGCUGCACCGAAAACUUUCUAACGUUACCUGCGAUUCUUUAAAGAAACGAAAACAACUCGACAAGAUGCUUUGAUGAAACAUAUCGGUUUCAGGACAUCCUGCAUCCACAUCGCCAAAACGAGUAGUUUGGUUUCCUUGUGGUUUGUGUAGUUUCUUCCUAAAAGCGGAAGUUAUACCGCUUUUAGACUGACGUUGCUGCAGUUGUUCAUCGGGACAGGUUCCUCUUUUUCAGACCAUGGCAAACGAGCACUCACCUCUUCUUGUUCACGGGGUGUACAGCAUGAUGGGUGAUGCUGAAGUUUCCAGGGGUGGCUCAGCAGAGACUGGAGAGGGAUCCCCCGAAUCAAACCCCCGCAAACUCAACACCUUCUUUGGCGUCAUGGUGCCCACCAUCCUCUCCAUGUUCAGUAUUGUGCUCUUUCUUCGCACAGGUUUUGUAGUGGGUCAUGCCGGUCUUCUCCAUGGUCUCCUCAUGCUGUUUGUGGCCUACUUCAUCAUCUCCUUGACAAUCCUGUCUAUAUGUGCUAUUUCAACUAAUGGAGCAGUGGAAGGGGGCGGGGCCUACUUCAUGAUCAGUCGUUCUCUGGGACCAGAGUUUGGAGGCAGUAUCGGCCUGAUGUUUUACUUGGCGAAGGUAUGUGCAUGUGGCGUUUAUGUACUCGGUCUGGUGGAGGCCAUACUGGACGUCUUUGGGAAGGAUCCAGGCUCUGCUGUGUCACAAGGGCUGCAUGUGUUGCCACAGGGCUACUGGUACACCGUGUUGUACUCCUCUCUAGUGCUGUUGCUGUGUCUGGUGGUGUGUCUGGUUGGUGCUCAUAUCUACGCCAAAGCCUCUUUUAUCAUUCUGCUUGUGGUGACGAUGUCACUGAUCUCUAUCGUCAUCAGCCCCCUGAUACUCAGUCCACAGCGCUUUAACAUCACACACACAUACGGCAAUAACCACACGGUCACUGUCAACCCCAGCUACACAGGAUUCAACGGGCAUAAAACCGUUAAUUUAUAUAAUUACUGCACUGGCAUGAAUAUUGUCCAAAUGUCUCCUUCUGUAGCUCAGUACUCUCUGGACUACAGUACCAACACAAUGAUGUCUUUCGCCACUGUAUUUGCUGUGAUGUUCACCAGCUGCACAGGCAUCAUGGCAGGAGCCAACAUGUCGGGUGAGCUGAAGAACCCCAGUGAGUCAAUACCUAAAGGGACCAUCAUAGCGGUGUCAUACACCUUCACUGUUUAUCUGCUUCUCUUCCUGCUGCUGAGCUCUACCUGUGACAGGUUGUUGUUAAUCAAUGAUUACGCAGUGUUUCAGCGGGUGAAUGUGUGGCCUCCAUUUGUGACGAUUGGGGUGUACUGCGCGUCUCUCUCAGCUGCUAUGUGCUCCAUGAUAGGAGCUUCUCGAAUCCUCCAUGCACUUGCUCUGGACCAGCUUUUUGGUCUGCCUCUGGCUCCGGCUGCUGUAACCUCCAGCUCUGGGAACCCGUGGGUGUCUGUGCUCUACACCUGGGGUCUGGUGCAGUGUACACUGUUUGCAGGACAACUGAAUGUGAUUGCUGGUAUUGUGACAGUGUUUUACCUGUUAGCGUAUGCGGCGGUUGAUUUGGCUUGUCUGGCUCUGGAAUGGGCCUCUGCUCCAAAUUUCAGGCCAACAUUUCAGUUUUUCUCUUGGCACACAUGUCUGUUGGGUAUUAUAAGCUGUGUGGUAAUGAUGUUCGUGAUAAACCCAGUGUAUUCCUCAGCCAGUAUUGCGCUGCUGCUGCUCCUCCUACUGUUCCUACACUACCGCUCUCCCACCAGCAGCUGGGGUUACAUCAGCCAAGCGCUUAUCUUCCAUCAGGUGAGGAAGUACCUUCUGAUGUUAGACUCCCGUAAGGAUCAUGUAAAGUUCUGGCGGCCUCAGGUCUUGCUGAUGGUGGCGAACCCACGCUCCUCCUGUCAGCUCAUCUGCUUUGUCAACCAGCUAAAGAAAGGAGGGCUGUUUGUUCUUGGGCAUGUGCAGAUUGGAGAUCUGGAUGUGUUUCCAGCAGACCCAGUGCAGCCGCAGUAUAAUUUCUGGUUGAGUCUAGUGGAUAAGUUGGGUGUGAAGGCCUUUGUGGAUCUGACUCUCUCUCCGUCUGUCAGGCAGGGCACUCAACAUCUGCUCCGCAUCACUGGACUAGGAGGCAUGAAGCCUAAUACCCUGGUCUUGGGCUUCUAUGACAACUGCUAUCCAGAGGACUACUUCCUGCAGGACCCUGUCUUUUGUGAGGGUGAUAGGGGUGAGGGGGAUAAUUUCGGGGUGGACCUUCCAUCCUUACAGGCUCACUUUCCACCCGUGCGCCACGCCGAGAGCCCUCGCGGUCUGCAGCCCGAGGAGUAUGUGAGCAUCAUCUAUGAUGCCAUAAAAAUGGGCAAGAACGUUUGUUUAGGCCGCUACUUUUUCCAGUUGCCACCUGAGAGCAAAGGCGUAACAUACAUAAAGGGAAAUGACAAUGUGGACACCAUUGACGUGUGGCCAACAAACCUACUGUCUCCAGGCAGUGCCAGUUACGCAGACGUGUGCAGUCUUUUCCUGCUUCAGAUGGCGUGUGUGUUAAACAUGGCCAAUAGGUGGCGCCGUGCCAGGUUACGCAUAUUUGUCUGUGUGGCAACAGAAUCGGGAGACCAGGGCUGGCUCACCAAUGAGGAGCAGUUUAGAGAGUUGCUGGGAAUGCUGAGGAUUCGUGCCACUAUUAAGAUUGUGGCGUGGGAUAACGUGGCAUGCAUGUUUAGAGGGCCAAAUUCAGAGGGUCAAAAAGUGUCAGAGGAUUUCUUGUGUGCCAUGAACGCCUUGCUGAGGGAACACAGCUCUACGGCAGCAGUCCGCUUCUUGUAUUUGCCCCACCCUCCCUCCAAUUCUGAGCUUUCACAGCAGUACCUGACGCAGCUGGAUAUGCUGACGCGAGACCUGGGCCCAACUCUCUUGAUUCACGGAGUCACACCGGUCACAUGUACUGAACUCUGAGAAACAAUAACCAAAACAUGUUUGUGUGAUCGAGAGGAACAUCUGAAAUGUUGAGUGAGUGGAAUACAAGUGUAUUUGAUUCCUAAUAUUCUCAAAUGGUGGAUGAUUUUGAGGACCAUAUCUCAUAAACUGCUGAAUUAUUUCCUCUGGGUUAAAAUGUUAUUUAAAAACAGAUGGAUGGAGUUUGUGUCAUUGGUGAAAACAGCUAUUUUGUGUUCAUGGGUAUAUACUGGCGAAUCAUGAUGUUGUGCGCAGUUAUUUUUGUGUUCUCCAUGCGCCUCCAUCUGUUCUCAUUAACAGUAAGUUUAGAGUUCUUGGAAAGUGAGUGCUUGCAUAUUCUGUUAUCCAUGUUUAUGUGUUUGUGCAAGAUGCAAUAUGGAAAAAAAAUGUUUGACUAAUUAGGAUGGAAAGAGUUUGUCUUAAAUGAGAUGUGGUUACAGUUGCACUGUAAUAGGGAAAAGUUAAUCUGUUUGUUCACUUUUUGUUAUUGUAAUGCACUGUUGGAGGAUUUUGUUAAUCAUUUUUGCUUUUCUUGGUAUAAAACAGACCCUUUGAACCCCUUGUGACCCAGUUACAGCUUGUGAGCCCUUGUGGGUUUGGGUCAUUGUUGGUGUCAUGGCAGAACUUGAACUGAAUUUGUGCAUUCAUAGUUUAUUUACUGUCAUUUGGGCAAUUAUAUAGACAUGUAAUUUAUUAUUA